Molecule: messenger RNA, 692 nt
Organism: Trichoderma harzianum CBS 226.95
Lineage: Eukaryota; Fungi; Ascomycota; Sordariomycetes; Hypocreales; Hypocreaceae
Exons: 1
Coding region: 180-596 (138 amino acids)
Source: RefSeq, a predicted model, not a curated record
GACCAAUGUGGGCGAGCCAUUCCCAGAGGACUGGGCUGUUCAGAUACACGCGCUCCGUUUCAUGUCCGAUUCGGCUUAGAUCUUCUUGUUUCAUCCUGACAGCCGCCCAAGGCCAUAUUGGAAUUACAUCUCUCUUUUCCUCUGACAGAAUGAUGCAUCGCAAAACUUAAAGCAGGCCCAUGUCCUCCCCAGCAGCCUGCUUUCUCCUCUCCUUUUCUUCUCCAGAAGCUUUCUUUUUUAUUUUGUCUGUGUGUGUUUGUUUUCCUUUCACUCAAAAUCUUCCACUCAAAACUUGUUUCGUAUACGUUUCCUUUCCUUGCCCCCCCCUUUUUACUAUUUACUUUUUCCGGGUCUUUGUGUUCCUCUCUUUUUUACUCUCUCGUCAACUCGUCAAGUCUGUGGAGAUCUUCCUCUGCCUGUCAUCAUCCGUUCUUUUGGGGCCUCUUUUUUUUUCUCUCCCCCCUGCAGACGACUCGGCGUUGUUGCCCCCCCCCCCCUCCUCUUACAAGGACCAGACCCUCACGGUAGACCGCACUGCAGGCCACUUCGGUCAAGACCGCGAGGACCUUCUUCGACCAGUCAUUUCGACCUUUUAAUCAAUAAUUGUUUCAUUACUUGGCAAGUGGUUACCGAGCCGGUCUCGUAUCACCUCAUCCAAGCAUCAGUCUUCUUUCCCACUCUCUUCCAUCAUU